Messenger RNA from Lepisosteus oculatus (spotted gar), 2592 nucleotides. Its product is annotated as regulator of G protein signaling 9 binding protein. NCBI's taxonomy places the organism in Eukaryota, Metazoa, Chordata, Actinopteri, Semionotiformes, Lepisosteidae. The record is from RefSeq and is a predicted model, not a curated record. Gene Ontology annotation, cellular component: neuron projection. Gene Ontology annotation, biological process: G protein-coupled receptor signaling pathway; detection of light stimulus involved in visual perception.
UGGACAGCUCCCAAGCUAGCAAUGUGUUAACGACGGGCUGCUUGUAGGCAGGUUUCUAUGGCAUUACCUGACGAUUUUCUUUCUUUAACCUAGUAUUUGGUUUCCACUGCGUUUAUUUUUCCCCACUUCUGUCUUGUAUUAAACUGGAUUUAACGCAUCCUAUUUUGUUACUUCAUUUGGCAAUUUUUGGUACCAUUUUCUGCGUUUUGUCGUUAAUAUGAGCGCACUUCUCGCGUUUUAAAGGAGUUCGGAUCUCGCUGGUGAAGCGCCUAUAGCGGAACAUGCUUCUUUGGUCAUGUUGCAUUGUUUUGCAAAGCUGCAACUACGACGGCAAACGACGUUUUCGGUAAAUAACAGAGCGGCGGGGGUGCUUUUACUUCUCGCUUAAUUCGUGUCCAGCAGGAUUGGAUUUAGGAGCGAGAGCGGGGUCAUUUGUUGCCAAGCGUGUCAUCCUGCAGAACACAGGACUCGCUGACAUGGAUGGAGAGGAAUUUGCAGCGGAGAGAUCGCUGUGUGAAUGUGAAAGGCUGCGCAUCUGCUCUGGAAUCUGAAAGCACAGGGAAUCGAGACUGCACGCCAGCCCCUCCUCCCCGCAAAUCAUCUCCUUUUCGGCUUUUCCUUCCUUCGUAAAUCUUCCAUAACCCGGUGCGGCGAAGGAACGGUUCCUCGCACACACAAAUAUGGGAAAAGAGGAAUGCAAAACACUAUUGGAUGCGCUGAACAAAGUGACCGCCUGUUACAGACACCUGGUGGUCGCUGUCGGGGGCACCUCGGACUCCCAGAACCUGCGGGAAGAGCUGAAGAGGACCCGGAAGAAAGCGCAGGACCUCGCCGUGGCCAACAGGAACAAACUGACCGCUUUGCUCAAGGAUAAGACGAUCAACAAGGAGGACCGCGCCGAGUACGAGCGCCUGUGGGUGAUAUUUUCGACAAGCAUGGAACUGCUGGAGCUCGAUAUGAAGAAGGCGCUGGAAAUCGGGCAGGAGUUUCCUCUCCACGUCCCCAAGAGACACCUCAUCCAGACGGGGAUGUGUGGUAGUACGUCCGGAGUCGCUGCCCGCGCCAUGAGCACGCAGAACAUGAAGUACGAAGCGGACAGCAAUAUCGACGUAGUGGACUUGAAAGAGCUGGAGCAUGAGAUCAGCCAGGUGGGCGAGAUGAUGGAGGAGAUGGAGAUGAAGGUAAACGUUGCCCACUGGAUGGUGGAAGCGAAGCAGGACCCCGGGGCCGAGCUGAAGUCUACGAUCAGCGUCGGGGCGUCGUCCAUCGGGGUGAUUUCGGUCAACGAGGAAAACAAGUCCCCGUGCGACCCCACCAAAAUCCUGGCAGGGGUGGUAUUCACCGCUGUCUUGUUCGUUGCAAUUGUUUUGGCGCUUUGUGUCAUUAAACUCUCAUAAAAAGGCUUUUCAUUGUCCAUCACGGGGGGCUUGAAAACCACACUGGUGUAGGUAAGGAGGGCGCACUUCGCUGACAGUUGCUUUAUGCGAGAUCUGCAUGUCGCCAGGCCAAGGAAUGAGCUUCUGCGAACUUAAAGACGACUGGUUCUGAAUGUAAAAACAAAACUUCAGAAGCUUUCCAAAGAACCAACGGAUUUAUCGCUAAUAAUAAUUUGGAUAUGUUCAUACAUUUCAAGGUCUCUCUGAUUCUUUAAUAGUCGUGGAAUGUGAGUGAUACUGAAAUGAAUGUUAAAAUAGUGUUUUUUGAUAAUACCAUGUUUCGAAGAAAGCAAGGUCUGGGGGCGAGUAAAGAAUUGUAGCCUGUACUGUAUACUGUAUACGUGCAACUUACAAGCGAAUGGACUCGCAGCUCCAAAAAAUUAAAUCGUUUCUGAGGGGAAAAAACAAACGCUGGUAGCAGCCGAUCUUAACGUUUUAUAACGUGGAAAUUAUCGGAGUAUUAGCCGGUAGGAUUAGCCUAAGCCGAUCUAUAAAUAAAUGUCUGUUUCUGCAUAAAGCCUCUAACUUAUAUAUAGGAAUAAUAGGUUUAUUCCAUGCUGAAAAAAAGAAGAAAAACAACGUCUCGGGCGUGGAGUCUUCUUCAGGUGUGAGCAAACUUGUAUAUAGGCUGUGGAAACUGCUAGUUCACUUAUUGCGACGGGUUGUGCACAGAAUGGAUAAUUUGGCGUCUUUGUUGCAUAACUAAAUCCAACCAUCUUAACUGCGCGAAUUCCCAUUCCUGUACUUCAUUUCCAUGCCGAGAAUAAGAUAUUAGUUAUUUUUUACUUUUUCAGUAUUCCCAAGUAUAAUUCACAGUGUGUUUUCAACACUGUAUACCUUUUCAUAUCGUGAACGCACAGGUGUGAUCACUUAACUGCUCAUAACUGCAAGACUUGUAUACAGAAUUUGUACAUAAUAUAUUCCUGUAUUAAACACUGUACAUACAACGAAGUAUAUUUAUAAUAAACAAUAUUGAAUAUCACAACCCGCUGAUUAUAUAUCGUUCGUCUCCAUUUAAACCCAUCCUAUAAGUGUAAUGAAGUAGUUUGUGACGUUAAAAUGACCUGGAUAUGAAUCUUGUUUAUAAACACUAAUCAAACAUACCCUUGCUAAAGCUAUAGCGAGUGUUGACAAUAUUAUUAAACUGUAGAAUAAA